AUGUCGAAUCGGCGUUUCCUGUCGACAGUUCUGGUUUUGACCUUUGCCACUUUGAUUGUGUCUUUCGAAUAUGACAAGAAAAUGAAUCCCAUUCUUCGACACUUUGCUCAGCAGGACCGACUUAAACCGUUGAUGCAAGCAUUGCGGACCUCCAAGUCUGAAACUGAGGGCUACCGCAAUUGUUAUCUAUCGCCAAUUCAAUGCCAUUUGCCAGCGAGACGUGAGCCGCAGCAGCAACAAUUGUCGGUUCUCGAUGAUGAUGAAAUGAAUCGCUUCCGUCGAAUGCUGUUCCCAACUAAAUAG
This is a messenger RNA of Caenorhabditis bovis, 303 nucleotides long. NCBI's taxonomy places the organism in Eukaryota, Metazoa, Nematoda, Chromadorea, Rhabditida, Rhabditidae. The record is from the annotation of a GenBank genome assembly.